AUGUCCAAGAACGGCAGUUUUUCGCCAGUGAAUGAAACUGUAGGUGUUGAUGAAAAGUUUGAAAUGAUAAACGAACAACUCAAAUAUUGUACCUUGGAAAUCAAUGGGAUUUUCACCAAUCUCUUCGAACUCGAUAAAUUUGGCAAACUCGUUCCCAUACCACUGACACCAUUUCGCUAUAAUGUAAUUGUCACGGAGGGAGGUUUUCAUCUCGAAACGGGGGAGAUUCGAACACCAAAAGUUGCAUUUACGCCAGAUUUUAUCCGACGCAAUCUGACUUAUGAACAACUUAAUACCUUCCAUGGCAAACCGUUCAGUCCUACGUUUGUUGUGGAGGUCGAUGACGUAGAAAAUAUCGAUAGCGAGAAAUUCAAACAGUUGGAUGUCAAGUUUAAAGAAUCUUAUUUUGACCCACUCACGUCUAUUCAGCUCGGUUGGCUGAUCGAUCCUUUCACUUUAAGAUCUGGAUCUACAAGCGAAACAAAGGUGGCAAUGUUUUUCGUCGUUACUGUAAUUGGAGUAAUUUGGAUGGUGACGACACUUUACCAGGUUUUACGUUGGAGGUAUCGAGAAUAG
Messenger RNA from Funneliformis mosseae, 576 nucleotides. Lineage: Eukaryota; Fungi; Glomeromycota; Glomeromycetes; Glomerales; Glomeraceae. The record is from the annotation of a GenBank genome assembly.